AUGAAAAGAUUUGAAGAAUUAUUUGGAAAGAAUGGUGUAAUUAAGGAUCAAGUUGCAUAUAUUUAUCCAACAUUUUAUUCAGCAUGUGAUUAUGUAUUUCAUUUCUUAGUUAGAGUUGAACCUUUUACAACAAUGUUUAUUCGAAUGAAUGAAAAUCAUUAUGAUAGACCUGAAAGAAUGUUUUAUUCAAUUGGACAUACUUGGGAUAUUUGUAUGAAUUCAACACAAUGUAAUAUUGAAUUAAUUCCUGAAUUUUUCUAUCUACCAGAUUUCUUAAUUAAUGAAAAUUCAUUUGAAUUUGGAAUAAAUCCAGUAACUCAAACUAUGGUUGACAAUGUUACAUUACCUCCAUGGGCAAAAAAUGCAUAUGAAUUUGUUAAUAUUAAUAGAAGUGCAUUAGAAUCACCAUAUGUUAGUUUAAAUAUUAAUAAAUGGAUAGACUUAAUAUUUGGAUAUAAAAGUUGUGGUGAAGAAGCAAGAAAAGCAGAUAAUUUAUAUCAUCCAUCAUGUUAUAUUGAAAAUUUUAUUAAAGGUGGAGAAGAUGAAGAAUUAUUAAAGAAACGUGCUAUGUUUAGUGGACAAUUACCAGUUCAAUUAUUUACAAAACCACAUCCAACAAGAAAAUUAGCAAUACCAUUAAUGGUUGAUUUAUGUACAAAACGAUGUUAUUGUAAAAGUUUAAUUAUUCCAGAAAGUCCAUGUAUUAGUUCAUGUUUAGAUGAUAAAGGAAUAGUAAUGAUAACAAAAAAUACAAUUUAUAGAACAUUAUAUUCUAUGGAAUAUUGUCAUAAAAAAGGAACAAUUAAAAACAGAAUAUUUGAUCAAAAAUUAUUAUCAAGAAAUAAAAGAUUUGCUAUUUCAAAAUGUUGUGGUGUUAUUCAAAUUAAUAGUGAACUUAAACAAUAUACAUUAAAAUCAAAUGAAGUUACUUCAAUUCUUUUAUUUGAAUAUUUAAAUAAUGAUUAUUUAGCUUUUGGAUGUUCUGAUUCAUUAGUUGGAAUUUGUUGUUUAAAUCAACCACAAGAAGUUCCAAUUUAUUUAAAUGUACAUCUUAAUAAAAUUACUUCAUUGUUCUUUGAUAAUAAUUCUCAUAUGUUAUUUAUUGGUGAUGAUAGUGGAUUAGUAUCAUGUUAUUCAGCAAAUAAUUGGAAAUAUAUUUGGCAUAUUAAAUUAUUAAACAACACUACUGUAUUGUCUAUUAUUACUUAUGAACAAUAUAUUUAUGUUUCAACACCUUCUAUAUUAUAUGCUAUUUCUUUUAAAGGAAAAAUUAUUACAAAAUUAGAUUUUUAUGCUCAAAUACUUGUUAAUUCAUUUAUUCCUGGUACUAUCGCAGCAUUAACUAACAACAAUGUGCUUUGUUUUAUUUCAACAUCAUUACUUAGUUGUUUACCAAUUGAUGUAAAUAUGCCUGAUAUUUCCAAAGAAGAAGUUAUUUCAUUACAUUAUCAUCCUAAUGCAAUCUAUAUUGUAUUAAAAAAUGGAACUUUGUCACGUAUUUCCAUGUCGUUAUUUGAUAACUAG
Molecule: messenger RNA, 1524 nt
Organism: Entamoeba histolytica HM-1:IMSS
Lineage: Eukaryota; Evosea; Mastigamoebida; Endamoebidae
Exons: 1
Coding region: 1-1524 (507 amino acids)
Molecular function (GO): protein binding
Source: RefSeq, a predicted model, not a curated record